Hevea brasiliensis (rubber tree) is the source of this 1115-nucleotide messenger RNA. RefSeq names its product bark storage protein A. NCBI's taxonomy places the organism in Eukaryota, Viridiplantae, Streptophyta, Magnoliopsida, Malpighiales, Euphorbiaceae. Gene Ontology annotation, biological process: nucleoside metabolic process. Gene Ontology annotation, molecular function: catalytic activity. Bases 75 to 1037 code for a protein of 320 amino acids. The transcript is spliced from 6 exons. The record is from RefSeq and is a predicted model, not a curated record.
AUUGUUCUUAAUUUACUCACUAUUUUUCUCUCUUGUUCACUUGUCUCUUACACUUAUCUCUCCAGGGAGAAACAAUGGCCGUGGCAGGGCCACGACGAAUGUUGUGGGCGGUUGAAAUGGCAGUGUUAGUGAUGAUCGGGCUGCUGGCUAUGGCAUCGCCCACCAUGCAAGUCAGCAUGAAAAACCCUCUGCGAGAAGCAGUCCAGAAGAUCAGUGAAAAAACAACAGUUUUCGCGAUCAUUGUGACUGCCAAUUCCUCUGAGAAGGCAUUUAAUGAGUCUGGCAUCUUCAAUCCUAUUUCAUCUACUGUAUACAAAGGGAGAAUAUUCUUGCUUGGAACGAUUCAAGGAUCAAAAUUUGUCUUCGUUAAUAGUCCAUCUUUUCCGACGAUUAACGUGGCCAUAACUGUGGAAAUCCUGGCCGAUAAAUUUGAUCUUCUUGGAAUUAUCUAUUUUGGGAGUGCUGCAGCCCUUAAUGAUUCAUUGAGCAUCGGCACUGUUGCUUUACCCAGCCUAAUUGGCGCCACAGGACUUUGGAAAUGGCAGCCUCACGGUGCACUAAAGGAAGGUCAGCUAAAUUUCGGAGAGUUUAAUUAUCCAAAGAAAGGAGAAAAUUUGCUAGGAAGUGUACAGUAUGAAAAAUCAAAGGUGUACAUAAAUGGGACAUUCAAAGAAAGUAUUUGGAUUGGCGUUACUCCAGAAUGGCAACAGAUUGCAGAUGAGAUUGAGGUCGACUCGGUUCAAGUUGUUCAUGGAUUGAGCAUCUCCAGUGCAAAAGCAUCCGUGAACAAUGAAGCAUACAAAAACUUCCUUUACAACACUUUUAAGACCUCAGUUGUGGAUACAUCAAGCGUUGCUGUGGCAUUGGGAGCUCAUACAAACGAACUGCCAUUUAUUUUGUUCAAUGGAGUUUCAAAUUACGCAGAUGGAUCAGAUGUGAGCAACAAUUCUCUGGCCAACGCAAAUGCAGUGAAAGUAUUGAACAACUUCAUUUAUCUGCUACUUAUCGGGUCUCCCGCUGCUUCUUAUGAUGAUUGAGUGAAAUCAAAUAAUUAUGUUGAUUAAUUAAAUAUUAUGUGUUAUGAAGUAGCAAUUAAAAAAAAAAAGUUUAUUUAA